Lampris incognitus (smalleye Pacific opah) is the source of this 4130-nucleotide messenger RNA. RefSeq names its product peroxisomal biogenesis factor 1 (gene pex1). Gene Ontology annotation, cellular component: peroxisomal membrane; peroxisome; cytosol. NCBI's taxonomy places the organism in Eukaryota, Metazoa, Chordata, Actinopteri, Lampriformes, Lampridae. Gene Ontology annotation, molecular function: ATP binding; ATP hydrolysis activity. Gene Ontology annotation, biological process: protein import into peroxisome matrix. The transcript is spliced from 24 exons. Bases 1 to 3792 code for a protein of 1263 amino acids. The record is from RefSeq and is a predicted model, not a curated record.
AUGGGUAUCCAGCCCGUUACGGUGAUAUUUAGCAACGCCAAAAACUGCUUUCUUCACCUUCCCUCCAACUUAAUAACGCACCUGUCACUGCAGGAGAACCAGGCUUUGGAGUUGUCCUGGGGUCAUGGGUCGCUAGUGUUCCUCAGCUGGACACGAAGUAGAGCUGCAAACCAGGACAACCAUAAGGUGGAGCUGUGUCGCCAGCUGGCACAGAAACUAGGACUGAAAGAUGGCGAGCAGGGCUUUCUUAGGCCUUGUCAGCAGGUCUCGUCAGUACAUCAGGUGUUUGUGGAGCCUCUGUCAUCUGAUGACUGGGAGAUUUUGGAGCUUCACAGUGCAGGUCUGGAGCAGCAGCUGCUGGACCAAAUCAGAGUGGUGUUCCAGGACGCCGUGUUCCCUAUAUGGGUGGACCAGCACACUGUCAUCUACAUCCGAAUCGAAUCACUGUUGCCAUCUGCACCCUACGGUCGCCUGGAGCAGUUCACAGAGUUAGUUAUCACUCCCAAGAGCCGCAGUGGAACGGGCAACUUUGUGAGCUCUCCUCCCAGAGCUAGUCAGAACCAACCACUUUACAGCCAGCCAAACUACGACCUCUUUCCUCCCCCGGGUUCAUCAUCAUUACAUAAAAGCAUUCGUGAGACCAAUUUUAACCCCUCCACUGACUGCACCCCCUCGGUCCCUCAAAGCCGCCAGUGGGGGGGUAUUGGAGACCUGAGGAACCUGCUGCAUGACAUGCUAAAGGGUAGGUGUGACCCUGUGAAGGAGGGACCCUCUGUCCCCCCAAUCCCCACCCUCUUCAAUGACUCCACCUAUAGAGUGAGCCGUGUGCCUCCUGGGUCUCUCUGCUCUAUAAGUCAUGUUCCAAUUGGGGCAGUCCAUUUGUUUCCUUUGAGUCAGGAUGUUGAUGAUUGGUCGACUGGAGGCCAGCCUGCAGUGACAUACAGCCUGCUCUCCAAGGUCCCCUCCCCUAAAGAAAUCCGAGACAGGGCCAAACAGGCCAUGGAGAAAAAUAAGACUGCAGGUGUUUCUAAAGUUGCUGCUACCCCAGGGGACAAAGGACAGGAGGUAGAGAAGGUGGAGGAGGCCGUAGUGGUCAGGACGGUGUGUCACCAUGUAGACAAGCUACAAGGCAAGCACAGACAUUCCAGUAAGAGAGAAGUCCACUGUGGAGGUAUCUGGAUCCCACAAUACUUGAUGACACGGCUCAAUGUCAUCCCCCACUCGAUAGUGAGAAUGAAGCCAGUCAAAUCUACGGCCAAAGUAGCCUCCAGGAUUCACCUACAGCCCUUAAAACCGCUGCCUGAAGAGAGUGACGAGCAGAUCCAGACGGCUUUCCUAGGCUGGCUACACACACAGAGUCAUGAACCACUCGCCUGUCUGAGGGCACGCUCCAGCACAGUCCUCCUGCAUGAAAAUGAUGAGAAAUUAGAGUUUGCAUUGACUGUGUUGAAGCCUGAAUUGGCAAAUGAGCCCCCCGAUCAGUUGUUUCUGCUGGAACCAACUGUUAUUCAGAAGACAGACAUACAGGUGGACAGAGAGCCAGUAACCACAGCAACAGUGAAAGCCACAGCGGACACACCAGACAUAGAGUUACCCUCACUGAAUACUCUCGGUGGAGUGGAUGAGCUGAGUAAAACUGGCUUCGAGUUUACUUCCCACAACCUCUGGGGUAGUCCACUCUCACGAGAGCUGAUGUCCACUGGAUGUGGCCUCCGGGGUGGAGCUCUGCUCAUCACUGGAGCCAAGGGGAGUGGGAAGAGUACACUGUCCAGAGCUUUGUGCAGAAAGGCUAGUGAAGACCUGGAUGCACAUGUAGAGAUGGUGCACUGCAAAAAGUUGAAAGGAAAAAGAGCAGAAACUGUGAGACAGAUGCUCGAGGAGAUUUUUGAACAGGCUGUAUGGAGGCAGCCUUCGGUGGUCCUUCUGGAUGACCUGGAUCAUGUGACCGGGGCACCAACCUCUCCAGAACAUGAGCAUGGGCCUGAGGCGCUGCUGCGGCAGCACAUCGCUCAGAGUCUAAUGGAUGUGGUGGAUGAGCUGGUUGUUAACUCCAGCCUAGUGUGUCUGAUCGUUACCAGUCAGAGUGAACACUCUCUCCACCCCUCCCUGACUGAAGUGCAGGGAUCCCACUUCUUCCAGGGCUUUGUGCACAUCCAACCCCCUGACCAGGCCCAGAGAGCAGAGAUCCUGCGUUGUCUGAUCCUCAGGAAGACCAGCCUGUCAGAGGAGACACUACAUACUCUGGACCUGGGAGUUGUUGCAAAGAAGACAGAGGGUUACGUGGCCCGUGACCUGGCAGUGCUGCUGGAGCGAGCCAUUCACGCCAGUGCUGUACACACAGGAGGAAGCAGCCAAGGUGUGAGUCUGUGUUUGAGAGACUUCUUGCAGGCCCUGAAGGGCUUUACCCCUCCCUCAAUGUGGGGAGUUAGUCUCCACACCCCUAGCAAGGUGGGGUUGGAGGGGGUGGGUGGGUUGAGAGAGAUUCGACAGCAGCUGAUGGACACCGUACUACUUCCUGCUAAGUAUCCCUUACUGUUCUCCAGUCUUCCCAUUCGCCAUCGCUCUGGGAUUCUUCUUUAUGGUGCCCCAGGUACAGGGAAAACCCUGGUGGCCGGUGCCGUGGCCAAGGACAGCAGUAUGAACUUCAUCAGCAUUAAGGGGCCUGAACUUCUCAGCAAGUACAUCGGAGCAAGUGAGCAAGGUGUCCGAGAUGUCUUUCAGAGGGCCCAGGCUGCCAAGCCGUGCAUCCUGUUCUUUGACGAGUUUGAUUCUUUAGCCCCCAGGCGGGGCCACGACAGCACAGGAGUCACUGAUCGUGUGGUCAACCAGCUCCUCACCCAGCUGGAUGGAGUAGAGGGACUACAGGGUGUGUAUGUGUUAGCAGCCACUAGUCGGCCAGACCUGAUAGAUCCAGCCUUGCUGAGACCUGGUCGACUGGACAAAUCCCUGUAUUGCCCACCCCCUGAUCAGGAAGCUCGGGUGGAGAUCCUGCGAACUCUGAGUGCUGGCAUCCCCCUGGCUGCUGACGUGGACCUGGAGCAGCUGGCCACGGCCACAGAGCAGUUCACUGGUGCAGACCUGAAGGCUUUGCUUUACAACGCCCAGCUGGAGGCUAUCCAUGGCAGCACGAGGACCAGCACUCUGCAUGAGCUGAACUCCGGUUCAGACAGCGACGUCAGCCUGUCCUCCAUGAUCUUCCUGAAUCACAGUAGUGGUUCCGAUGACUUGACCGGGGAGGCAGAUCCUGCCCUGGGACUGGACCAGUCCAUGGUUCUGCUGGAGCCUAGUGAGCUCCAAGCAGAGGCUGAGCAACACUGUAGCAAUGUCUGGAGACUCUACUUUGGGAGCUCGUUUGAGUCGGAGUCGGGGAACCCGUCGCUCUUGGGACUGAAAUCCCAGUGUGUCUCUGGGCCCAACUCCAUGACCCAUGACCUUACAGGGGCAUCAUUGCAUGGACCUGGUGGCUCCCUCCCCCCAGCCUACAUGUCCUCCCUCCAGAAUGGCUACGAGGAGCUUGGCCAGGAGCAGAUGGAGCGCCUCCUACAGGACAUUAAUAGAAUCAAGAGCAACUACCGGAGAGCCAAUGAGGACUGUCUCCAGAACCAGUCAACGUCCAGCCGGCCGGGCCUGCUGCUGUGCCAGGCCCACUUGAAUUCAGCCCUGGCUGUCACCAAACCAUCCCUCAGCAAGGCUGACUGGGAGAGAUACACAAACCUGUACGAAGCCUUCGGUGGUUCAGGAGAGGCCAGAAAGCAGCCUUUCAAACCAGGUCAACGUGUGACGCUAGCUUGAUCCAACAUCUUCAAGAUUUUUUUCAUGUUUCAUUCACGGUUUAUCCAUCAUAUAGUUUUCAGUUGUACAAAUCUAAGAUUAAUUUAAGAAGAUAUAAGACAUUGUAAAUAAAAAGGAGUUUUGUAUGAAUAAUAUUUGGGGUAUCGUGCUGACAUGUUGAUGAAUGUAAGAAAUUAAACUGUACAUUGAAUAAUGAAUGUAAAUAUGCAUAGUCUCAGAAUAUGUACAAUAAAUUAAGAGUUUAUGUUUUCGGUAACCUGGCCUGUAUCACUUGUGGAGUUGAUUAUACUUCCUCUCAUGACGUUUGAUUAAAACUCACCAGAUGGAGAUGGAAUAAA